Messenger RNA from Daldinia caldariorum, 1629 nucleotides. RefSeq lists its product as uncharacterized. NCBI's taxonomy places the organism in Eukaryota, Fungi, Ascomycota, Sordariomycetes, Xylariales, Hypoxylaceae. The record is from RefSeq and is a predicted model, not a curated record. Bases 1 to 1629 code for a protein of 542 amino acids. The transcript is spliced from 4 exons.
AUGGCGGAGCCGCAGCUAGCCGAUGUCCCUCCUCUUCCACCAGGCCUAAGGCACCAUAUUCAUCCAACGGCCGAAAUUCAUAGGAAUUUGAAUGAACUGAAGCAGAAUUUCGGUAACGCUGCCUCGAAAUGGAAAUACGAGGGUCUCGAAAGCUUCAGUCAAAGGUCUAUAGUUGUUCGCAUGGGAGUCAAGGAGGGUAUGGUAACUAAGACCCGGUAUCGUAGGCUCGUUAUAAAGCGAGCCUUUACUGAAAUGAGCGAGGACACUCUAAGGAAUGAGAUUGAAACCAUUGAGAGUAUUCAUCCUGCAGAACACAUUUUAAACCCUCUAGUCACCCAUGAAUACGCGCCUCUGCCAGGGGAGGGCGAAGGCGAAGGUGAAGGCGCAGAAGGUGGAGGUGGAGGUGCGGGAGGUGCUGGCCCUGCCGAGCAUGCAGCCGAUGAAAUCGUUCGGCUGUUCCGACGGGUCAGACUAGGUGCCCGAGAAGCAAUUAGAGAUCCUCACAUCCCUUCGGCACUGAGAAGGAGAAGAGAAGACCGCAGAAUGACCAGCAGAAGACUCGUCAAGGAAGCGAAUUUAACGGCAUUAAACGAUUACCCUUACAUGAUAUCAGAGUAUCUCGAGAAUGGAACCCUGGACAGGAUGUUACUUAGAGCAGCAUAUCAUCGACGACCCGUCCCGAAUCGAGUUCUCUGGUCUGUAGCCCUGUGUAUGCUGAGGGCGUGUGUGGGUAUAGCAUACGGAAGGCCGUCUCCGGAGGACUACGACGCCGCACGAAGGGGGGAGAUAACAGAUACGAGACUGGAAACCGUCCCGCCGGAUGCGGGUAAUCCGAGAGGCCUAGUCCACGGAGCGAUAGACAGGACCAACUUUGUUUUUGGUAGCCCAGGUGGUUUUCCAGAGCAUGAUCUUGUACCCUCCCUGAAACUCAUCGAUUUCUCACAAUCAUAUAUGGUCGAGAAUGCUGCCGUCGUAAAGGAUCAUUUAAUGGAGAUGGGAGGAAUACUUCUCCAAUUAGCUGUCGGCGAUUACAGCCACGAAAUACUUACAGAAUCUAUUGCGAACCCAUCAAUCCAGAACGGCAUCUGGACAACUGCAACUGCUUUAUACGAACUUCAGCAGGGUGAUAAUGUCGACAUGGAUCUCAAGAAUCUUAUUGGAUAUUGGAUGUCAAUCCAGCAAGGCCUAGAUAUCAACCUACAGCAUAUGCUCCCGCUGGUUGAACAGGCUGUUGAGACAAGGAACGAGGCUUUCUAUCCCGGGGUACCCCGAGAGACCGACGCCUCCGUUAGGGCCUUCUUGCAGCUUAUGGUAUACGAUGCGGACGAUCGACCGCACCCAUUCCUGGCAGCGGCGGAAGCGAUACCGCAUGGACCACUACCAGUAUUCUUCCCUCCGCCAGAUGGAUUUGGUGACGGCGUUGACGGCCCUGCUGACGGAGACGACGACGACGACGACGAUUUCGGCGGUGGGCAAUUCCAUGCGCCACCUGACUUUCCCGACCCUAAUGAUGGACCAGGCCAUCAUCACGGUCCAGUGGGACCAAUGCCCCCUCUGCCUCCGGGCCCGCCCCCGGACCCGAAUAACAACCCGGCCGGUGACGCACAUGACGAUCUUUAUAAUGCCUAA